Molecule: messenger RNA, 2880 nt
Organism: Naegleria fowleri
Lineage: Eukaryota; Heterolobosea; Eutetramitea; Acrasida; Naegleriidae
Exons: 4
Coding region: 1-2880 (959 amino acids)
Biological process (GO): tricarboxylic acid cycle
Molecular function (GO): thiamine pyrophosphate binding; oxoglutarate dehydrogenase (succinyl-transferring) activity
Source: RefSeq, a predicted model, not a curated record
AUGAUCCAAAACGGAAGAAGGCUCAUUUCAUCCCCACAACACUCUCAGCAACCAAAUGCUCGAAGAGUGGCCUCUCAAUUUCUCUUCUCUUCCUUGUCGUCAUCGGCAACUAGCACGAUGAAGUUGCUGAACACCAAAUCUGGAACGAAUUCAACCACAACGAAACUUUCGUUUCAUACCAAUGCCUUGACUUCAUUGAAUAAGGAUGAAUUGUUGUGUAGAGUCCAUUCCAUGGUGAGAGCCUACAGAAAUUAUGGACAUCUUGAGGCUGAUAUUGAUCCUCUCGGAAUUAAUACUCCAAAAAAAGGAAGUACCAUUGAAUUAAAUCCAGCUGUCUAUCAUCUCAAAGAUGCGGAUCAAGCCAACCUCUCUACAACUCCGGUUGAUAUUGAUGGCAUUGUUCAUAUCGGAAGUGCUCAAUUUCCAAAGAAAACAGCAACCAUUCCAGAAAUUGUGAAUCAUCUCAAAGAAGUCUAUUGUGGAAACAUUGCUGCUCAAUUUUCUCAUUUGGAAACAACCAAGGAACAAUUGUGGUUGGCCAAACAAUUGGAAUCUUUGAAAAGUGAAGCCAUGUCACCUCAGGAACAAAAGAGAGCCAUGACUUUGAUGGUUGAAAGUGAAGCUUUUGAUCAUUUCAUGGCCAGAAAAUUCCCUGGUGUCAAGAGAUAUGGUUUGGAAGGAUGUGAAUCCAUGAUUUAUGCCAUGGAUGUUGUCAUUGAACAAUUAGCUCAUGAUAACAUUUCAGAUAUUGUGUUGGGAAUGCCUCAUAGAGGUCGUUUGAAUUUAUUGACUGGUUUGUUGAAUUUCCCAGCGCGUGCUUUAUUCCACAAGGUGAAAGGAGGUUGCGAAUUCCCUGAAGAAUUGGUUGCUACUGGAGAUGUUCUUUCUCACCUCGGUAUUAGUACUGAACUUGUGUAUGGUGACAAGAAAGUUUCCUUGUCCUUGUUGAACAAUCCAUCUCAUUUGGAAGCCAUUAAUCCUGUUGCUCUUGGUAAGACACGUGCCAAGAUUAGUCAUGGAAAGAAUGCUGCUUGCAUUUUAAUGCACGGAGAUGCUUCAUUUGCUGGACAAGGAAUUGUUGCUGAAACAUUCACCUUGUCUAGAUUGCCCUUGUUUAAGACUGGUGGUACUAUUCACAUUAUUGUGAACAAUCAAAUUGGUUUCACCACUGCUCCACACCUUUCAAGAAGUACUAGAUAUUCUGGAGAUGUUGGUAAGAUGGUUGGAUGUCCAGUCUUGGCUGUAAAUGCUGAAAAUGUGGAUGAUGUCAGAAAGGUCAUGGUCAUUGCCGCCAAAUAUAGAGCCAAAUUUAACAAGGAUGUUAUUGUGGAAUUGUUUGGUUAUCGUCGUCAUGGACACAAUGAAUUGGAUGAACCUUCAUUCACACAACCAAAAAUGUAUCAUGUGAUCCGAUCGAAACAAACAUUCCCAGCCGCUUACUCUGAACAAUGUGUGAAAAAUAAUGUCACAACAUCACAAGAGGUAUCAAAGAUUAGAGAAAACUAUACUCAACAUUUGGAUAAUGAAUAUAAGGCUGUUGAUACAUACAAGCCUGAGAAACGCUAUUUCUUGGGAGAUUGGCACAAUAUUAUCCAAGCAACUGACUUUUCCAAACUUUCUCUCCCAAUUACUGGUUACAACAUGAAGAGAUUGAAAGAAAUUGCAAUUGCUAGCGUGACUAUUCCACCCGGAUUCAAUGUUCACAAGCACUUGGAAAAGUAUCACAUUAGUCAACGUUUGCAAGCUCUUCAAAAGGAUGAAAAAGAUAUCUUUGUGGAUUGGGUAACGGCAGAAGUGAUGGCAUUUGGUUCCAUGCUCGAUGAGGGCUACACUGUCAGAUUGAGUGGUCAAGAUGUCAUUCGAGGAACUUUCAAUCAAAGACACUUGGAAUUUGUGGAUCAAGAAAAUGAAUCAAGAGUUCUUCCAAUGCUUAGUGCCAUUCCAGGAGCUGAGGAUCGAUUUGAACUUGGUCAAUCACCACUCUCUGAAUUUGCCGUGAUGGGCUUUGAGUAUGGUUACACAAUUGACAAUCCAAACAAUUUCUCUGUCAUGGAAAUGCAAUUCGGAGAUUUCUUCAAUGGUGGCCAAAUUAUUAUUGACACCUUCAUUGGAAGUGGUGAAGAUAAGUGGUGCUUGUGCUCUGGUUUGACCUUGUUGCUUCCUCAUGGUAUGGAUGGAGCUGGCCCAGAACACAGCAGUGGUCGUAUUGAAAGAUUCCUUCAAUUGUGUGAUAGUGACAUUAACACGGAUGAACUCGUUCAAAAACGAGUGAAUAUGUGUGUGGUGAAUUGUUCAACACCUGCGAACUAUUUCCACGUUUUGAGAAGACAAAUGAAGAGAAAUUUCAGAAAACCAUUGAUUGUCUUUACACCAAAGAUUUUGUUGAAGAAGAAGGAAUGCGUCAGCAAUUUGACUGAAUUCGCUGAAGGUACUAUUUUCCAAAGAGUGUUGACUGAUGAUUACAAGCACAAAGAUUUAUCAAAGGUCAAGAGAGUCCUCUUCUGUAGUGGUAAGAUUUAUUAUGACCUUUUCGAAGAGAGAGCAAAGAGAAAUAUGGAGGAGCAAGUAUUGAUCAUUAGAUUGGAACAGUUGAGUCCAUUCCCAUUCGAACAAUUGUAUGAAGUGAUGAAUAACUGGAACAAGGACUGGAUGAAGACUGUCGAAUGGACCUGGAUUCAAGAAGAGCAUGAAAACAUGGGUGCCUAUACCUUUGUUGCUCCAAGACUUAAUAAGGCUAUUAACACUGUCAUUCACGGUGACAAUAGAUACAAUUUGAUCAGAUAUAUUGGAAGAAAUGCUGCUUCAGCACCAGCUACUGGUUUGAAAUAUGUUCAUGAAGCAGAAGUUAAACACAUUAUGAAUUCUGCUUUUAAAUUUUAA